AGAGCUAGAUGAGCAUGUAAUCCAUUGUCGUCCAGCGGUUAGGAUAUCUGGCUUUCACCCAGGAGACCCGGGUUCGAUUCCCGGCAAUGGAACUUUUUAUUUCUAUUUUCCUUUUAUAUUCUUUACUUCUUGACGAUUUCCAGAAGGAAACAGUUCACAGUCUCUGAGAUUAGAAAUGCACAGAGUCUGGGUAGCUGCUUUUACAUCCCUCGAAACUCACUGAAGCUUUCAACUCAGUUGCUCAAAAGAAAUGAAUUCCAAUCUACCUCAGCACCAAAUUGGGCAAUCCCCAGCUAGGCUAGGCCUGGCAAAUCCCACUUCACCAUCUAUUCAAGUCCCUAAUCCUCCAAAACCCACUUCACAGCAAUCCAAUGAGUCGAAGCAAUCCAAUGCCUCUUCGACUCUUAUCUCUCUCCUCCCACCCCUCCCAAGAGCACAGUCCCUUCUUGUCCAAAUGGCCUCUCUAGCCUCCAAGCUCUUUGAAGUCUCGCCUAAUCGGUCCCUCUGGCUCAAUGCAUUUCGUGGCUCGUUGCCAACCUUUCUGCCUUCCCAAAGCCAAUCAGUGCCCAUUACUGCACUUGACUCCAAUCCUUCCUCCACCAAAGAUAUCCUGGCCCAGUUCACGGUGCUUCAAACGCAACUCUUUGAGGCUGUUGCCGAGCUCCAGGAAAUUCUUGAUCUUCAGGACUCUAAGCUGAAAAUUGCACGUGAAAUCCGGUCCAAAGAUGCUGCACUUCUUGCCUUUACCAAGAAACUUAAGGAUGCCGAGCAGAUUCUUGAUAACCUUGUUGAUGACUACUCUGACUUUCGUUGCUCCAAGCGGCCAAAACAGGAGGAGGAGGAUGCAGAAGAUGAGGAAUCUUCAUGCACUACUACUGUUACUUCUAAGUUGAAAUUAUCGGAUAUUUUGUCAUAUGCCCACCGGAUAAGCUACACAACCUUUGCACCGCCUGAUUUUGGUGCCGGACAAGCUCCUCUUCGUGGGGCACUCCCACCUGCCCCACAGGAUGAACAAAUGCGUGCUUCUCAGCUAUACCAUUUUGCAAACCUUGAUGUGGGAUUACCUAAGACAGUUGAGAGCGAGGAGAAAGCAUUUGAUGCAAUAAUGGAGCCCCCACCUCCACAACCAACAGAAUACAAUCAACAAGCUGGCAUGGUUCCGUUUCAGGGAAUACUUCCUCCAAAUUUCACAAUUCCACCAGGUUGGAAACCAGGAAUGCCUGUGGAAUUGCCAACUGAUUUACCUCCGCCCCCACCUGGAUGGAAACCUGGAGAUCCAGUGCCGUUGGACGCUCUCCCCAUACAUGUGCCCCCACAAGUACGGGCUAGUGCUCCUCAAGGAAUACAUAAACCACCAGCGACAAUACAGGUUCAGCAUGUUCAGCUUGAUAUUGUGGAUCAAGAUGAUGAUAGUAGUGAUUAUAGUAGCGAUGAGGGAAGCUCCGAAGAUGAUGAUUAAAUAGAAGUGUUCUGUUAGUAGCACUCUUAGAAAAGGUGUAGAGAAUGAUUGGAAGUUGAUGCAGGGAAUGAACUUUAUCAGCUUGGAAUCAUCACUUAACACUUGAUAUGAGAUUUAUGUACAUCUCUAAUUUCUAAAGUAGAGUUGUUUCAUUAGUGUGUACUUAAGAGUUAAUAUACCAACUCAAAUGCUGUUGUUGAUCUUAAGGUCUCUCCAACAUUAGGUAGACCUCAGGAGUUGAUUAAGUUUGCAGUUCAAGCAUACCCAUGAUGUGAUAAUACAAUCCUCUUAAACUUUGAAA
Molecule: messenger RNA, 1760 nt
Organism: Fragaria vesca subsp. vesca
Lineage: Eukaryota; Viridiplantae; Streptophyta; Magnoliopsida; Rosales; Rosaceae
Product: mediator of RNA polymerase II transcription subunit 4-like
Exons: 3
Coding region: 251-1459 (402 amino acids)
Biological process (GO): regulation of transcription by RNA polymerase II
Cellular component (GO): mediator complex; core mediator complex
Molecular function (GO): transcription coregulator activity
Source: RefSeq, a predicted model, not a curated record